AUGACAGUAUUCGGACGAUGGUGGAAAGCACCAGACACGCCAAAUGCCAACCCGGCCGACUACGACAUAUAUCCGGUGCAUUUGAUGGAUGGUGCCAAGGUGAACCACAAGGUUAUGGGAUGGACGAUGCGCUUCAACGAUGUCCUUGACGCAGACAUCUUACAUAACUCCAUCAUGACACUACUAGACAUUGGGGACUGGAGGAAACUCGCUGGCCGACUUAAACGAAACGCAAAAGGACAGCUGGAAAUUCACGUCCCAAAGCAAUUUACCAAAAAUGCUCCAGCUUUUCAAUACAAGCACGAGACCAAGUUCUGCGACGAAAGCAUUAAUUACCAUCCCAUCGGCCGUGUUUUUAUCACACCAACUGACGAGCCGUCGAUUCAAAAGCUUCCAGAGUCGUUACGCCAUUUCAUGGCCCCAGAUGGCUAUCCAGAGACGGUAGAAGGCCUCAUAGAAAGCAACAAGUCACAGAUAGGGGUCACCAUUGUGUCUUUCAAAGAUGCCACGUUGGUGUCUCUGGCUCUUCCGCACACACUUGGAGAUAUUGUCACCCUUGUACAGAUGAUUCACAAUUGGUCUCGCGUGCUGGCCGGUAGAGCAAAGGAUGUGCCACCAAUCUUGGACGCACACACGGAUGCCCUCGAGGCAAUAGCAAACGACACUUCAACGCCUUCGGAUGUAACUCCCCUGAUGAACAAGCAACAACUAGGGAAAUACGCUCUAGCAAAGUGGCUUGUGAGACAGUUGUGGGAGAGAUCCCAGAGGAAUAGGGAUCUUCGGAUGGUCUACAUACCCAAAGAUGCCUACCAGCGUCUUCUAUCCAAAGUAAGGGAGGAACAGGAGCAACUGGCCAACUCUGAGUCUGAAAAGUCGGAGCCAAAGACCCGUGCUACACGUAUUGACGAAGUCGACAUCAUCACUGCAUGGCUCACUCGCAUCAUUGCAUCGCAAGAAGUCGGACCACGACCAGUGACCAUUCUGAGCUUGUACAAUAUCCGCUUUCAGCUAAGGUCACUCUUGCAAGCGAAAGGCAUGUUUGCUCAGAUCAUGGUUUCAAUUACUUCCGCGACUUUUCCGGACGGCACAGCUGCCAAGGAUAGUGUGAGCCAAAUUGCCCAGAGCUACAGACAGCAGGUAGCUGAGCAGAGCACCCAAGACCAGGUGGUUGCAUAUCUUCGCCAGGUGCGCAACGAGCUCAAGGGCGGUUCGCCAUCGCUUGCAAUGUAUGGGGAGGCUGAUUCACUGCUCAUCUUUUGCAACCCCUUGGCUAAGCUGAACUUGAUUAAGAUGGCUAAUUUUGCGCCAGCCGUGAAGGGGUCGCCGAGUGCGGACGGCGCAGCUGGCGAGAGGAGAAAUCCUCCUGGUACCAUUGUCAGUAAUGUCUUUAACCCUCUUAAUUGGAAGGAUGCCGGUCUGGAUGCGUUGUUUCCGUUGGGGGCUGAUCAUACGGGCGGCAACUGGAUCAUGGCCAAAAUGUCCCCUGAGUCGUGGGAAACCCUUGCUGAAGAACUGAAGAAACUCUAA
Pochonia chlamydosporia 170 is the source of this 1527-nucleotide messenger RNA. RefSeq names its product LysR family regulatory protein. The transcript is spliced from 2 exons. The record is from RefSeq and is a predicted model, not a curated record. Lineage: Eukaryota; Fungi; Ascomycota; Sordariomycetes; Hypocreales; Clavicipitaceae. Bases 1 to 1527 code for a protein of 508 amino acids.